AGCGUUGUGCCUCCCAGUGCCCAGCUCAGUGCCCGGCACGCUCAAGUCGAUCCCGGGCCUCGGCCGAGCGACGCCUGGGGGAACCUCGGCUCCACCAUGGUCCAGUCGGCGAGGCGGACGAGGUCUGGGACGUGCUCGGCGGCUCUGUUCUCUUGUGGGGUGGCGUCCGCCGCCGCCUUUGUGGUGCCAGGCGGCGUGAACGUCCCGCGAGGCGUCCCGCAAAGCUUGUCCAGCGAGGCGGUGCCCAUCGUUGGGAGGGUCCCAUGGAGCCCGGUGGCGUCCAAGUCGUGCGCGUCGCUGUCUUUGGCAGCUGCAGCAGCUGUGACCUUGGCCAUGCGACAGAGGAGGUCUUCGUUCGUGCUUGCUUCGGCCAGGAAAGGCACCAGUGCUGUUGCACGGAGAGGUCUUUUCGAUGGGAUGGAGGCGAACUUGGAGCGGAAGUUGCAGGAGCAACUGCAGAGGCGCAGCCAUCAAUCGGCGCAGAUCGAGAAAGGUGCGGAAGACCUGAAGCGACGGAUGGAGGAGCAAUUGGACGUGGAAAGACGGGUCGGAGAAGAGCUCCGGAUGCAGAUCGCCAUGUUGCAGGAGAUUUACACAGAAGUCAACGACAAGUUGGAGAUGUCUCAGAUUGCCCAGCAAAAGAUGCAGGCGAACCGGAACGAGCUGCUCCAGGAGAUGGCCAAGUUGCAGGAUCGAUUGACGCAAGCCGAUGCUGAGAGCAUUCAGAGGCAGGUGGAACUGGAGGGCGACAUCAAGCAGAAGGAGGAUCGAAUUGCUCACCUAGAGAAAGAAAAGCAGUCCCUCAUGGAGAACUUGAGGCAACUGGGCAUUCAAGUGAAGGCUGACCGCGAAGUGGCAGAGGCGAAGGAAGGUGCGCUGCAAACACAACUCGCGCAGAUUGAAGCUCAGUUGGAAGUCACGAACAACGCCACAGAGCAGGCGAAAGGCGAAUUGAAGAGCGCCAAGAGCCAGCUUGAGGGUCUGAACAAGAAGGUGACGGAGUUGGAUUUGGCACUGAAAACCGCCCAGACAAAGGAAAUCCAGCUCAGCGAAGAGCUGCAGAAAGCUGCGGUGGAAGUCAAGCGCCUCCAGAGCGAGCAGAAGGUCUUGGAGGCCAGUAUCUCCGAUGCCUUGACGAAGGAGCGCAACCUGGCCGUGGUGCUCGCGCAGGCGCAGAGCAAGAACGAAGCCCUGGAAGAACGCCUUCCCAAGAUGGAAGAAGAAAACAAGAAGCUGAUGAGACGAGUGAACCUCCUGGAGACGGUGGCCAAGAACGAACAGAUCUUCACCACGAAGCUCACGGAGUCCCAUGCCCAAAAUGAGAAGCUGGCGGCUGAGCUCCAGCAACUCGAGGUCAGUCUGAAGAGCAAGGAGACCGAGACGAGCAAACUCGCCGCCGAUCUCCAGGCGUCACAGGAGAAGACGCGAGCGGCCGCCGUCCAGGCACAGACCUUCGAGGCCCAGGCACAGGAGUCCGCCCGGGCGGCACAGAUGCGCACGUCGACCCUGGAGGCUGAGAUUGCCGAGGCUCGCAAGGUGCGGGCGACCGCCGAACGGGAGGCGGCCGAGGCCAAGCGCCUCGUGGAGGAAGCGAAGCUCGCCGAGCUGAAGGCUGUGGAGGAGGCGCGCUCCGCCACUGCCGAGAAGGCGGCCGGGCUCUUUCAAGAGGCAGCUUCAGCGCAGGAACGUGUGCGUAGCGCAUUGGAAGCCCAGGCAAAGGCUGCCCGGGAGGCUGCUGCUGCACAACGCGCUGCAGAGGAUCUGCAGGCGAAGGCCAACCAAGGUUACAAGCUCCCCUGGCAAACCGCCGCCGACAAAGCGGCCUCCUCUGCGACCAUUUUCUGAUGGGGCGGGCCAGAGAGCGGGUCCGGAGGUAUGGCCAAUGAACACGGAGGGAUUUUCUGGACAUCAUCACAAGCCCUAAGGAUCCAGUCGUACCCUCUGAGGUUCGGUGGCACUGGGGUGGGCCAGAAGGGUCCAAGUACCUGUUGAGGAGGUACUCGGAUCCUUAGGGAAGGGAUGGAGAACUGGGG
Durusdinium trenchii is the source of this 2033-nucleotide messenger RNA. The record is from the annotation of a GenBank genome assembly. NCBI's taxonomy places the organism in Eukaryota, Dinophyceae, Suessiales, Symbiodiniaceae.